Molecule: messenger RNA, 300 nt
Organism: Ostertagia ostertagi
Lineage: Eukaryota; Metazoa; Nematoda; Chromadorea; Rhabditida; Trichostrongylidae
Source: the annotation of a GenBank genome assembly
AUGCGGCGAUACAUCAUCGAAGCGAAAUGCACGGAUAAUACAUUGUUCGCCGGUGCAGCAGCGUUUGGAACCGUCGUUCUCGUACUUCAAUCGUUCCCAAUUUUCAUGAACAAUUGGGUUUUUCUAACUGAGCCGCGUCCGAUCAACAAAACCAACGAAAACGGAGAACAAAUUGAAGGCACAUUUCACUACAAUGUUGGCUACUUUCAAGUGUGUCGAAUGUAUAUAAACAACCAGAGCGGUAUCCUUUACAGCGAGUAUGAGAUUUCAAGUACGUCCACGAAGAAUACGCCAGGCUUA